Messenger RNA from Amoebophrya sp. A120, 948 nucleotides. The record is from the annotation of a GenBank genome assembly. NCBI's taxonomy places the organism in Eukaryota, Dinophyceae, Syndiniales, Amoebophryaceae.
GGCAUAUAGUUCACCUCCGGGGCACUGCCCGCCGUCGUGCGUGAUUGCGCGAAACGUGGCCGCGCCCUCUCCGGCGGCUCUGUUCUUUGCGGCCACGCGCCGCCUCGCUAGGCGCCCGUGCUUGUUGGCGGCCCGCCUGCCGCGUUGCAGUGCUCAUGUCGGUGCUCCGGCCAGCUUGGGGCGAGCGGCGCGGCCGGCGGAGGCGUUUCCCCACCGCCCAGGCGUUUCCCUACCGUGUGACGGGCGAUUGGGGCGCUAAAGCUGUGGCCACCGGCGGCAAUUCUCAAUCUGACCAAGCAGGAGCGGCCGGACUGCCCACGGCGCCGCUGCCUUUCCGUGGCUUGGGCGCAAGGGUCCAAAUAUAUGGCCACGGCCGGCCGCGCGGGCGGCCGGCCGGGAUAGAAAGCAAGGGCCGCGGCGCACGGCGGGCUGUGUGUUCGGCGUCGUGUGGGCCCCGCUCGCCCCGUCUUGUGUAUGGGGCGCGCGUGUGUCGGGAUGAAAUGGCCCCGCCGGCCAUGCUCCCUCCCGGGCAGGCCCUUCAUUAUACCAGUCACCCAGCCAGGGUUGGCGCCCGCGCGCGGGCCGGGCGGUGGUUGGUUCGUUCUGUCCACCCCAGUCAUGGGCGCCCUGUCUGUAGUCAUUUUCAUCUCCUUUCGGCGGACGCGCCCAAGCCCGAGCGGACAGGGGUGGGGCGUGGUGUGCCCCUGCUGGAUUCCGAGGGAGCAUGUUUUAGCCCCGGUCGCGCGCGGGUGGGGUUCGUAUUUUAGGAUCGAUGGCCUGGCGCCGCGCGCGGUGUGUUUCCUUUUGGCAGGAUGGAGGGGGCGGGUGCAGCCUAGGUCAGGUCCUCGUCCCUGUUCUGUCCUUCAGGCACACAGCCCCCAUCGAAGCCCGGAAACUUCAUUCCUCCCAUAAUUGGAGGCGUAUUACUAUUUCACGAUCGGCAACUUU